Molecule: messenger RNA, 3183 nt
Organism: Dichomitus squalens LYAD-421 SS1
Lineage: Eukaryota; Fungi; Basidiomycota; Agaricomycetes; Polyporales; Polyporaceae
Exons: 26
Coding region: 1-3183 (1060 amino acids)
Biological process (GO): regulation of synaptonemal complex assembly; meiotic cell cycle
Source: RefSeq, a predicted model, not a curated record
AUGCUAGAUUGUGCUCACACCGCCUUCUCCCUUGCAGCGGCCCUGGCCAGUAUCAAAGCCAAACUCAAUGGCAAGCGGCCAGACCGGAACUCUAUCCGCACGGAUCUUCUACGCCUUGCAGCUUUCGCCGAAUCACUCUCCGUGCAUCGCCCGCGUGCUAACAAAGAAUGGUCUCACCGCAUCGAUGAGUUAGAUGGCGAGGGCGUUGCUCUAUGGAACGCAUCUUUGGUCCAAAGAGAUGUUUUAGACGAUACAUAUCGCUCCUUUUGCGCAGCACUCAGGCUUGCUGCGUUCCGUCUUAUCGAAGCCGGAAUCGAAGACAAGCCAAGUAUAGAAUGUAUGGAAUCGAUUUCCCCAAACAUGUCUCAUAUCCGCACCUUAUCCCCGCCAUUCCCACCAGCCCUCAUCCAUGUGCUCCAACUCGCCAGCAAAGUUGGUGCGAGCCUGGCAGACGUGGGCGAUUCCGACCUUGCCGCCAGCGUCCUAGCUUCGGCAGCAAAAUAUGAAGAACUUCUUAGAGCCGCGGAAGACCCGCAGAAUGAGCACGCGCAGGGUAUAGCCCGGGCAGUCGUGCUCUACUAUUCCAGCAGAAUGGAAGCCGCGUGGCGAGAAGGGAAUGCAGGCGUGGCUGAAUUUAUGCUCGAGAAAGUUGCAGGUACGCCAGCCACCGGUAUUUGCAGGAUGGCAGGCUACGAGCGAUAUCGGAGAACACUCGCAGGAAAGCUGCUGGUCAUUGGUAAAGGAGUUCUCCAGUUCAACUCGCAAGACAAUACUGCCGGGAAUGGUGCGAAGGACGCCGUCAAAUGGCUCCAGCGCGCUUUUGCUAUCAUCGAGUCCCUUGAAGACGCGGCCGACCCCGCGGAAGGCCAGCUGAAGCGAUCAAUCCUAAGAACUCUGUGUCGGGCAUACUUCCUGGCAUCCUCACAAGACCCAGAACACCUAGCCAGGGCCGAAGCAUCGUUGCAGGAACUCAUAGAUUCCGCUAACAUCUCCCUGGAUCACACAUCUGCCGAGUAUCAGCAACUUCGAUGGAUGAGGGUCGCGAUUCUCAAGCGGCGCAAAGCGGCGCACACCCCGCUUCUUGAAGCAUUCCGGGCCAUCAUCGAUCAUAUGGAAUUCUCGGAAAACAACAUCACAGACAUUUUACAAGAGUUACGCAGCCUCGGCCAUGACCAUGCCCUGGUCAUUCUUGUCCAUCUACACUGCUUGCAACAAGCACUUGAAGCUCGAAAUAGCGCAGGCCUAGUCUAUCUGGAUCGUAUACUGCUUUCCUUAAUUUUCCACAGUUCCAAAGAUAGCAGUCAUAUGAAGGCAAUGCAAGACGUCACGACCGCCCUCGAUCUCCUGGACAACAAAGAGUUCAUGCUCCCCAAGGUUCCAACAACAGCGUGCUUGACACUGUUUUGGCAGUUCGGAGAUCGGCACUAUCGAGCUAAACGCUGGUCGGAAGCCGCCGACUGGUUCCUUGCCGGAACCCAUGGCGUGUUUGGAUCGAUGUCGAAAGUAUCCGACCCAAAGUGUCUCCGAAAGGCGGCGCUUUGUUAUAUACAAUGCGGCGAACACGCUCGAGCUUCCGCAGUCAUUCGCCGCUGUCCAUCUCAGGAUGCCGCGACCCAUUACGUAGCACUACUCGCUGCAGUCCGCCAAGGUCUGCAGGACGAAGCUGUCAUCGCGGUCCACGAGAUGGUACACGCAUCUAACUUCAAUAAGAAGAUGCUACUCCUUGCCACUCGGCUGGCAAAUGAAGCUGGUAUGAAACAUUUGCUCCUUUCGGUACUCGAAGCCUUGUUAGACGCGUCCCUCCGGGACGGACUGGUGAACCAAGGAGAAGCCGUUACGUUAGUGCGCUGUAUCAUUAGGCUUGUUCUCAGGAUGAUGUCAGAACCCGGGAGCAAUUUUGCGGAAUUUAUUCCCAUGCUGAUGCGUCAUUUUUCUACGUCUCUGUCGCUGGUGACGGCGCUUCAAUCAAACCUAAACACCGCCGUCGACAGGAGAGACAUCUCGUGGUUAUGGCGAACCGCUUACAACGCCGCCGUGCAGGGAUGCGCGGAAUGGGAAGACCACGAAUAUACCAUAUCGGACCUGUUUGACAUUGCAAGGCAGUUGCUAGAAUCGUAUCUGAACUUCCCGGCGGUCGACGCCGAGAUAGGCCUCCACGUGUUCUUGAUUAAUGCCUCCUUUGCGGGAGCCGCGGGAAGAGGUAAGACUCCGACCAUAUUCGCACUCAGUCGCAAUCACGCUCCGCUGCUUCCAACGGAACGCCGUAAGGGAAUUGGGCAAAUUAUCACGACGAGCAAGGAUCGGAUCCAGAAAGUACUUCGAAUAGUAGAUGCGCUCAGAGAGGAAGAGAUCCAACGGGCGCACUCGUUCCUCAACGUCUUAUCCGUGUUCGAGGCGGAGAUCGCGUGCCAUACCAAAUCCUGGAGCCGCAUCUCAGAAGUCAUAGAGGAAACCGCUCGCAUACCACUUGUCGACUUGGGAACGUUCGAGGCAAUUGCAGACACAUUGUGGGUGGAGAAAGAUUGCCCCGUAGAAGUUCUACUUGCUGCGCUUGAGGCUAUCCUACACGCUAGCCUCGACCGUGCUGCCCUGUCAGUUGAGAAGUUUUCGAGAUGGCUGCGGGCGAUAUGCACCAUCCUGCUAUCGCGGAACUCGGCAGCAGAUCGUGCCAAAGCCAUUGGUUAUGUCGAACAGGCAGUUGACGUACUCCAGGAGCACGGCGGGAUGGAUGAUUCUCAGGCAUAUCCCGUGGACGAACGGCAUUGGCUCAUGGGGACGGUCUACAAUACGGGUAUAGAGUGCUUGCAUGCGUCGCUCUUGGACGAGGCAAAGAGGUGGUUUGAAGCGGCCGCUACGAUCUGCCGUUUCGUACCCGACGGGGACGCUCGUGCAGACAGGGUGAGGCCCAUAUUCAUCUCCGGUAAAGCUCAAUAUGUACUGAUGGAGUCGUUCCUCAGGUCUCUCAGACUUACACCUCACUUCUUGCUCGUUUCAGCCGCUAGCUCUGUCUUGAACUCCGGCGCCAAGCUUUCGUUACUGCCAAGGACCUUCUGGUGGCUUAAUCCAGGAACAAUAGGUCUUGCUCUAGCUCCUGGUACGGUCUGGGAAACAUCUGCCUUGGUACUUGACGGCUCUGGCUCUCGACUAUCACACUGCUCUGGCCACGUCUCUAUAUCCUAUUGA